Molecule: messenger RNA, 2802 nt
Organism: Alligator sinensis (Chinese alligator)
Lineage: Eukaryota; Metazoa; Chordata; Crocodylia; Alligatoridae
Gene: SMAD1
Product: SMAD family member 1
Exons: 7
Coding region: 330-1727 (465 amino acids)
Biological process (GO): BMP signaling pathway; transforming growth factor beta receptor signaling pathway; anatomical structure morphogenesis
Cellular component (GO): heteromeric SMAD protein complex
Molecular function (GO): I-SMAD binding; DNA-binding transcription factor activity, RNA polymerase II-specific; RNA polymerase II cis-regulatory region sequence-specific DNA binding
Source: RefSeq, a predicted model, not a curated record
UCAGGACUUGGGUGAUCCAGGAGCCUUCUACCGCCUCCAGAGAGGAUCAGUUCAAGGAAGCUCAGGUUACCCUAAACGGAUUUGUCCUUGCUUUAGUUUUCACUGUUUCCUCCACUAGGUGCUGGACUUUGGUUUGAAAUCCAGCCGCUUGCUUCUAUCAAGUUGGAAUGUUAGUUUCGGCUUGUCGAGACUUCAGAGUGUCAACGGGAACAGUAUAAAUUAAGGCAGACCACCUAUUGCCCACAUACAGGAUCUGCACUGUUUUGUUUUUAGGGGAAAGUCCUUUUCUGUUUUUCUCUACGUUAAUCAGUGAGACCACGUUGCUCGCCAUGAAUGUGACAAGUCUGUUCUCCUUUACCAGCCCAGCAGUUAAGCGGUUGUUGGGAUGGAAGCAGGGGGAUGAAGAAGAAAAAUGGGCAGAGAAGGCUGUUGAUGCAUUAGUUAAAAAGCUUAAGAAGAAAAAAGGUGCCAUGGAGGAGCUGGAAAAAGCAUUAAGCUGUCCUGGUCAGCCCAGCAACUGUGUAACAAUUCCUCGUUCCCUGGAUGGCAGGCUUCAAGUUUCACACAGGAAAGGGCUACCGCAUGUAAUUUACUGCCGAGUGUGGCGCUGGCCAGACCUCCAGAGCCAUCAUGAACUGAAACCACUGGAAUGCUGCGAGUUUCCCUUCGGUUCAAAGCAGAAGGAGGUUUGCAUCAAUCCGUACCACUACAAACGCGUGGAGAGUCCUGUUCUUCCUCCAGUACUGGUUCCAAGACACAGUGAAUACAACCCUCAGCACAGCCUCUUGGCUCAAUUCCGCAACUUGGGACAAAAUGAGCCUCACAUGCCCCACAAUGCAACUUUCCCAGACUCUUUCCAGCAACCCAACAGUCACCCGUUCCCACACUCUCCCAAUAGCAGUUAUCCUAAUUCUCCUGGAAGCAGCAGUAGCACAUAUCCUCAUUCUCCAGCCAGCUCAGACCCAGGAAGUCCUUUCCAGAUGCCAGCUGAUACUCCCCCUCCUGCUUACCUGCCUCCGGAAGAUCAGAUGACACAGGAUGGCUCCCAGCCAAUGGACACCAACAUGAUGGCUCCCUCAAUUCCUCCUGAAAUAAACCGAGGCGAUGUUCAGGCAGUUGCCUAUGAAGAGCCGAAACACUGGUGUUCCAUUGUCUACUAUGAACUCAAUAAUCGUGUUGGGGAGGCAUUUCAUGCCUCCUCCACUAGUGUGCUGGUAGAUGGUUUCACUGAUCCUUCAAACAACAAAAACAGGUUUUGCCUUGGGCUUCUCUCUAAUGUUAACCGGAAUUCCACUAUUGAGAACACAAGGCGGCAUAUUGGCAAAGGAGUUCACCUCUAUUAUGUUGGCGGAGAAGUGUAUGCUGAAUGCCUUAGUGACAGCAGUAUUUUUGUGCAGAGUCGGAACUGCAACUAUCACCAUGGGUUUCAUCCAACCACGGUGUGCAAAAUUCCCAGUGGCUGCAGUUUGAAAAUAUUCAACAACCAAGAGUUUGCUCAGCUUCUGGCUCAGUCAGUGAACCAUGGCUUUGAAACAGUGUAUGAGCUUACCAAGAUGUGCACUAUUCGUAUGAGUUUUGUAAAGGGCUGGGGAGCUGAAUAUCAUCGCCAAGAUGUAACGAGCACUCCAUGCUGGAUUGAGAUACAUCUGCACGGGCCUCUUCAGUGGCUGGACAAAGUUCUCACUCAGAUGGGCUCACCUCAUAAUCCUAUUUCCUCUGUGUCUUAAAGAGUUGCAAGCUUCUGUGUUUUAGAGACUUUUGAGCCUUGCAUGUACUUGAAGGAUGUAUGAGUCGGACACAUUUAGGAACUGGUAACAGCUGAAUAAGAGCCUUGAUAAUACUUGACCUCUGUGACCAACUGCUGGAUUCGGAGUGGGGGGAAACCGAAACCUUUUAACAUACUGUUGGCAUCAAAAUUUUUUGGUUUACAUUGUAAAGUUAUAUUAUAAAACUGUUUUCUGCAAAUCUUUUAGCAGGACUUUGUUAAUAGUUAGAGAUGACCAAGACAACAACAAGCUCCUGCACUGUGUUCCCAAGGGAUCUCCCUGUUGCUGGCACUCUGAGGUCUCCUUUUUCACAUGUUCAGCUUUUGUUGUCUAUCACUCUGUGUUCUCUGGGCUUGAGAGCCUGCAUGGAAGUCUGCUUCCCACAGGCUUUCUAAAAUACAUUGUUAAACCAUUUUGUCUAGUGAUAGCUCCUGUUCUCUUAAAGAAUAUGAUUUAGUCUUGAUCCCGUGUAAUAAUCUCUCUGAAAAUGUGUACUGACCAUACUGCUGUAAGAAUGUUAGGUAUGCUUUUUGCUAAAUGUAUGUACAGUGUAUUUGAAAGUUUUAGAAUUGAUUUAGGUUAGAUUAGAGGACUUAGAAGUAUACAAGUGGGGAAGGGAUGGGAAGGGAAAAUGACAACUGAAAUAUAGAAUAUACUGUAAACAUAGCGUGUUAGUUUAAAGAAACAAAACUGAAGCCUGGAUUUUGCUGUGUAUUUCAAUUUAUUGUUUUUAUAGUGGCUUUAUCAUAACUCUGAUUUAUUUUUGCCCCUUUCCUCCCCCCCAAAAAAAGCAGUUAUGCAGCUAGUUAAUUCUUAUGGCUGACAGGAGGGCAAAAUUAAGCUUCUGACUGCAGUUCUCUAUAUUUCAAGACAAAUUGUACAGUCUGUUUUUGAACUAUGUAGCAGUUUUAUGCAGUUUACAUAACAGAAGUAGGCUUUAAUUUUUGUAAGAGAAGUUUGUUUUGCCAAAGUUAGUAACUGUUAAAUGUUCAGAGGACUUAAAACCCCUGUUUUGGAUCCAUUUCAAACUUAAAAA